Molecule: messenger RNA, 1239 nt
Organism: Camellia sinensis
Lineage: Eukaryota; Viridiplantae; Streptophyta; Magnoliopsida; Ericales; Theaceae
Product: arabinogalactan O-methyltransferase 2
Biological process (GO): xylan biosynthetic process
Source: RefSeq, a predicted model, not a curated record
UUUUUGCCACCUACUCAGUAUGACACUGAGCCUGAUGGCACUCCCCCAACAAGUAUAAACUCAUUCUUUCUUCAAUCUCUUCCAAAAAAAAGAGCAAUUUUGACAUUCUCUAGUUGAAGAAAAAGAGAAAGAGAAGGAGAGAGAAACAGAAAAAGAAAAGAGAGAUGAAGAAUCGAAAUGUGGUUAUUGGGAAGCCAUUCUUCAUCACCUUCAUGAUUGCCGUGGUAGUAAGCGGCACUCUGAUGAUCACCAUCUUAACCCGCUCAUCCGCCACCACCACCAACUCCAUCCUCUGCACAUUCGCGGGCUCUCUCGCCUCCACCACCGACACCACCACCCCCAUCCAACUCCUCUCCAUCCUCCACUACGCCACCUCACCCGUCGUCCCACAACAAUCCCGUUCCGAGAUCCAAAUCACCCUCGAUGUCCUCAAGACUCUCUCUCCUUGCAACUUCCUCGUCUUCGGACUCGGACACGACUCUCUCAUGUGGUCCUCUUUAAAUCCACGUGGCACCACCCUAUUUAUUGAGGAAGAUAUUCGGUGGGUCCAACGUGUUUUAAAAAACGCUCCAAGCUUACAUGUCCACCCCGUCCAUUACGAGACCCAGCUCUCCGACGCCGAUCACCUCCUCUCCUCGUACCGGUCCGACCCGAGAUGCCUACCCCCUAACGUGUUCCUCCGCGGUAACACCCCGUGCAAGUUAGCACUCAGCAAUUUUCCGGACGAGUUUUAUGAGAAGGAGUGGGAUGUGAUCAUGAUUGAUGGGCCGAGGGGUUACUUCAAGCAGGCCCCGGGGAGGAUGGCGGUGAUAUUCUCGGCGGCAGUGAUGGCUAGGGCUAGAAUGCGCCCAGGGGUGACACAUGUUUUCCUUCACGACGUGAAUAGGAGGGUUGAGAAGGCGUUUGCGCAUGAGUUCUUGUGUGAGAAAAAUAGGGUGGAGUCUGUGGGGAGGCUGUGGCAUUUUGAGAUACCUCCUGCUUCUAAAGUGAGCGGUGGAGGCCACAGUUUCUGCUAAGAUGAGCCGGACUGAAUAUGUUUAUUAUGCUAUUGAUUAUUUUUUGAGUGUUUUUAUUAUUGCUAUUUGAUUUAGGAGAUCAUUGAUUAAUGUUCCAUUUUUUUCCUCCUUUUUUUAAUUCCACUUGAAUUUAUAAUCCAAUAGUAGCUUUUUGAUGUAUGUGUUCUUACAAUGAAGUGAAAUGAUUGUUGAUUUUGCGAGUUUUUUUAUUAUAUACAAAUGA